Molecule: messenger RNA, 285 nt
Organism: Lasiodiplodia theobromae
Lineage: Eukaryota; Fungi; Ascomycota; Dothideomycetes; Botryosphaeriales; Botryosphaeriaceae
Exons: 1
Coding region: 1-285 (94 amino acids)
Source: RefSeq, a predicted model, not a curated record
AUGGGAGUGGCCGCGUCCGCCAUUACCGACCUGCUGCAACGCUUCCGCGCUCAGCAUUCAGCCAGGAACAUCCCGCCAUUUAUGAUCUACCACGUGCUGCGGGCGGUCACGGUGUUGCUGUUGCUUGCUACUUCGUCGUUGUCGUCGACGACGACGACGAGCAGGCCGCCGCGGCAUCGGCCGAAUUCGUGGCUGUCGGCGCGGUUGAAGCUGUGUCUCGAGUUCCUGGAAGACGCGGGCCAGACGUGGCGGAAGAGGAGCGACUGUGCCGUGCGGGCGGUGUAG